AUGCUCAUCACCGGGAAAGCCCACCAGGACGACCUCCGCCGCCUGUUCUCGCGGCCCGGCCCCCACGUCUUCAAGGACGCCACCAUGCCCAUUGCCUUCGUGGGCCUCCAGGUGAUCGAAUUCCUCAUCAGACAGAACACCGAGAUCAGAGAGACCGCUUCGCUGCUGAAGAAGGCGAUUCCUGGAUGUGACAGGUCCCAGCUCACCAGGCUUUUGAAUUAUGCAAUCUCGUGCGGGGACGUGGGAAUAGUGGCGAGCCUGAUCGACGGCGGCGCAGAUGUUAACGACGUGAAUCCAGAUGGAACAUCCUUGAUAAGCCUGGCAAUUGAAGCUGGAAAUCUCGAGAUUCUGAAGAUCCUGAUAGCGUCAGGCUCAUCAGUCGGCAAAAAGAACAAACACGCGGAUUGCAUCCUCCACAAGGCGGCAGCAAUGAACCGGGUUGACCUCAUGGAAGUCCUCUUCAAGGCGUUCGGGGACGUCAUUGACCCGAACGAGCCCGACCCCGAUGGGCGGACCCCGCUGCACGUCGCGGCGGCCAACGGCUUCGUCGACGCGAUCAGGUUCUGCGUUGCAGCUGGGGCGGACGCUGACGCGACGGACUCCGCCGGAUUGACCCCUCUCCACCUCGCCGCCGCCGCGGGCAACGCCGAGGCCGUCGAGUACCUGGUCAACCACUCGACGUACGCGAGGCACGCGGUGGACGGGGACGGGAAGACGGCAUUCGUGCUCGCGGCGGAGAACGGGCACUCGCGGCUGCUCGACUCGCUGCGGCUGCGGGACGUCCUGCUGCGGGCGGCGAGGGUCGACGACGUCAUCGGGAUGAAGAGCUGCCUCGAGGGGGAGCCGACGUGGAGGCGCGGGAUCAGAACGGGUGGACGCCGCUGCACCGGGCGGCGUUCAAGGGCCGGGUCGAGAGCGUGA
Messenger RNA from Eucalyptus grandis, 921 nucleotides. Its product is annotated as protein VAPYRIN-LIKE. The coding region runs from base 1 to 921 and encodes 306 amino acids. Gene Ontology annotation, molecular function: protein binding. The record is from RefSeq and is a predicted model, not a curated record. The transcript has a single exon. Lineage: Eukaryota; Viridiplantae; Streptophyta; Magnoliopsida; Myrtales; Myrtaceae.